AGGAGUGUAUUUGAAGGGGUGACUGAUGUAUGGUACCGACUUAACUUCUGGAGUCAGCAGUUCAGAGAGAUUGAAGGUAUUUCUGAUCAGAAUAUUCCUUCUACACUGUUGAAAAUUUCAGUUUUUUUCAGGAGGGGGGGACCAAAACUUGGUCAGCUUGUUAAGUUGUUUGUUACUGGAGGCGCCAUCGUGCAUAGCAAUUUAAAUAAAACCUGCAAAUUCGGGGGCCGGGCCCUGCUCAAAUGACAUCCCUGCCCCCUACCCCCAGUGGACUCUUGGUAAAAAAUCCCAGCAGUAAUCGAAUUAUGAUCAUCCAAUUUAAAUCUUUAAGUUUUUUAAAAUUCAAAACACUACUUGUCCCCGAAGAAAUUUAAAUCAUACAUUUUACAUCUUUGGGUAAAUGAUAUAGCUAUGUUAUUUUCAACAGAAAGUAUUUACUUAACGUAUUUUUCGGAGGUGAUCUUUUGCCAUUCAGUUUACCUCUUCCAUGUAAUGUGUAAAGCUCCUUUUGAUUCUCAUUAGGCUUUAUAUUAUGAACUACUUAAGCUUUUAUUGAAAUAUAAUGACCAUGCAUGUUGAAUUUGUAUUUUAAUUCCUUUCUCUUUCAGGACAUUUUGGAAUAGCUACCUCAACCUAUUUCAGGUUUACCCGAUGGCUUGUCAACCUGAACUUUGUGGUAUUUUUUCUGUAUCUGUGCUUCAUCUACAUUCCCCAACUCAGCUACAACAGCUUGUACGAGUUUUUGUCACCCAGCAACAUCACCAGCACUGGGGAUUUUUAUGACAUCAUGGUGCGCUGCAGCAAAACGUACACAGAGAAGGCCCACAAUAAGUCGGCAAAUCGAAACUGGCUGACAUUUCUAAAUAUUGCUCAGGGGACUGUGAGUAUAUGGAUAGAAAAAAUAUUGAUUCUAAUGCAGCGGGUCUCAACCUGUGGGUCGAGCGACCCUUUCACAGGGUUUGCCUAAGACCAUUGGAAAACACAUAUACUCUACAGUUAUGAAGUAGCAACGAGGGGGGGUCACCAAGACUUGAGGAACUCUAUUAAAGGGUCCCUGCAUUAAGAAAGUUGAGAACCACUGUUCUAAUGAUGUCUAAAUUACCAUUUUAAUUGAUAACUCUGGGAUAUACUAAAUAUUUUUCUGUAGGAUAUUUGCAGCCCAAUGUUUUUGCCGUUCCUAAUAUUUAUAUUCAUUCAUUUGGUUUUAAAAGAAUUAUUUGCCAAUAGUAAUAUUGUAGUUUUUAAAAUAAUACAAUGUUCAACUAUACUUAUUCAGUUUGAUGAAUUGGGAAUAUUUUUUCAAGGGCUUUCUGGAAAACACAAUGCUAUUUUAUGGAUAUUAUACAAACUUGACGUUCACACUUGCCGGUGAGAAAAGACCAAACGACAUGAGGUACAACAUGGGACUGGGAUACCUGCUCACCGUCGGAUUCAGUUUUAUUGUGGUCUUCAUUAUGAUUGUUAAAAAGUAGGUCAUCCACUUUUCAAUGUCAUUGCCGUAUUUUGUGAUCCUAUUAGAAAUAUGAUCUGAGAACUUAUCACAUAAACUUGGUGUCACAUUGUCAACUUUAGAAGCCUGAAAAUCUUUGGUUCCAUCUGUCUAAUGGUGUAACACCCAUAAAAAUAUAUUGUUCUCCCCCCCCCCGGCAAAAAUCUAUAGUUCUGACUAACGAUGUAAAACUCCAGCAAAAAUGUAUAGCUCUGUCUAAUGGUGCUAUACCCCAGCAAAAAUUUUUAGUGCUGUCUAAUGAUUUAACACCCCAGCAAAAAUAUGAUGAUAUCAUUAAUUUCAUUGUAAAGAUUGAAUUUCUUAUAAAUUUAAAAAAGAAAAAGAACAAAAUAUUUCAAUAUGACUAAACCCUAAUUUAAAUUGGAGACACCUUUUAAAAACAAUUGUGGAAAAACUGGUUCCUCUUACUGCUGAAAUACUGGUUUAAUUAUUGGCAGAAGACUCUAAGAAAUAUUAUUACAAAUGUAUUUUAAUUUUAGAAAAAAAUCACUCAUACAGAGCCAUCCAUAAAUAACUUCACACUAUUUUGGCAGAUUUUUACAUAAAAUUCGACACCUUUAUCACAUGUUUUGACAAAUUUGCUAAUGCUCCCUACACUACCUCUAUGCCUGACUUGACUUAUGGAUGGUCCCUGUGGUAAAUUUACUUUGUUGAAUUGAUUUGUCAUAAGGCAUUUUUUGGUUAUAUCUGCUUCUCUGUCAUCUCAGCUCAAGCACAACAAUAAAGGAAACAGUAAUUGACUUUGACAACAAAAUAUUCCCAAUGUACACCAACUCUACAUUUGGAGGCUGGGACUACUGUAUAAACAGUGAAAAAAUGGCCAUCUACAAACAGAGGAUUAUUUACAAUGAAUUCAAGGUAGGCAUGGUGAAAUUAAUACCAAGCCAUUGACAGUCUUGCCAGCACAUUUAUCAGCACUAUUUGAAAUGUAAGAGGGAGUGAAAACAAAUGAAUAAUAAAACCUGAGAGUUUAAACAUGAAGCACAUCUCAUGGUACGGGUUUUGUGUGAAUCUUGAGGCAUUUCAAUUUUUUUAUUUUAAAAGGUCUUAGCAUUUUUUCGUUAUCUAUUUCUCUGGUUAACAGUUUCAAUAGUUGUAUUUAACGUUGUAUCAAUUCCUUAAAAAAUGGUCUUAAUUUUUUUUACUUAGUUCCAAAGACAAAUAAUAAAAGCAUUAAAGCAACUUUUGAAAACAAUUGAUAGUUAAUGGCCCGAUUCAAUUUAAAGAAAUUAUUUGAAUAACUCCUUAUUCGCUACACUGCUAGAAUUGGAAUUACUAUCCUUAUAUCUAUUUGCUACACUGCUACUCCUUAUAUCUAUUUGCUGCACUGCUACUCCUUCUAUCCAUAGGCUACACUGCUACUCCUUCUAUCCAUAGGCUACACUGCUAGAAGUAAAGUUAAAAAGAGUUCGAGAUAACAGGACAACCAAGGAGAAAAGUCGACUUUACUUGAAACGAUUUGUCAUCAAUUUAGUGGUCCUGGCCUUGCUUGCUGGUGCUUUCUAUACAAUAUACGUGACAACAGACUUUUUAAUCAGGGUGAGCAAAGUUUCUUUAACAGAAUAUCACACAUUACAACAGUCCAACUUAAUCACACACCACAAGAAAUACAACUUACCAUGCACCACAAGAAAUACAACUUAUCACACACUACAACAAAUACAACUUAUCACACACUACAACAAAUACAACGAAGCACACUACAACAAAUACAACGAAGCACACACUACAACAAAUCAAACUUAUCACACACUACAACAAAUCCAACAAAGCACACACUACAACAAAUGCAACUUAUCACACACUAGAACAAAUGCAACUUAUCACACACUACAACAAAUGCAACUUAUCACACACUACAACAAAUUCAACUUAUCACACAACAACAAAUGCAACUUAUCACACACUACAACAAAUGCAACUUAUCACACACUACAACAAAUCCAACUUAUCACACACUACAACAAAUGCAACUUAUCACACACUACAACAAAUCCAACUUAUCACAAUAAAACCCACUUGUAAAAUGUUAACUUGUGUGUCAACAGAAUCAAACGGAAAACCUCAGCGAUAUUCUCUUCUUGCUCAUCAAUUACCUCCCAUCUAUAGUUAUAUCAAUGCUGAAUGCUGUUAUACCAGAAAUAUUCCUUGCACUCUCCACGGUGGAGCAGUACUCAAACAGCUUUUCCACUCACAUCACCAUCAUCAGGUACUGGAAACUCUUCAAAGUUCAAGUAACUUUCAUACAUUUCUUCUUGGUGCUUACUGAGUUUUUUUAGCACUAGAUCUUAUGUCAAUAUACUUUUGGAAGGUCAAUGAGUUUUUUGUCAGCAUAACUGUAGGUAAGGGACUGUAGGUAAGGGAAUGUAGGUAAGGGACUGUUGGUAAGGGUCGGUAGGUAAAGGACUGCAUUUCAAUAUUUUUAAACUAGUAGGAAAUACGUUACUCAAAAAAUUUACCUUUAAAAAUGUAUAAAACUGUAAGACAAACGGUUCAUAAAUGGAAUGCCAUAUCUAAGAUUAGAACAAAGGUUAAACCUUAAAAACCCUGUGUCAACACCAGUACCUUGUUUUGUGUUGCAUCAAUGUCUAAUGAUAUAUGUGCUUUAAUGAGAAGGUUAUAUUAGAACUCUUUAUUUUUCUUAAAUUUGUGUACAACUAUCUUUAAUAUUUGCUUUUUCCCACAAUUUCUUUCUCUGUUUUUUUAGGGCAGUUUUCUUACGACUCUCCAGUGUAUGGGUCCUCAUUGUAUCAUUGUAUUAUAGACUUCAAUACCAAGGAAGGAAUCCUUUUAAUUGUCCUGAAGAAAACAAAUAUAAUGUAACACGUUGUUGUGGGAAUGCAUUGUGGGAAAGCAUAAUAGAAAAUGAUCAACUGGAGAGGGGAACAGUGCAGGUAAUUUUACAUUUCUUGAUUAAUUGUAAAACUUAUAUUUUGGGCUAACUCUCAUAAAUUGAAAUAAUUUUUGUUAAUCAUGGUAAUUAUAUGAUAGUUUUUUUUUUAAAAUCAGCAAUUUGACAAUAAAAAAAGUCAAAUUUCCACCGUGUCUAUUCUAAAAAAUGUAAUUGUCUUUUUUUUUUCUUGUAUUUGUAUGUUAAAAUUAAAAGUAAUAUAUUUAUUAAUGUAUAAAACUGUAUUUUAUCAUAUGUAUGUACAAAUUUUUGCCUGAUCAUCCAUAAUGUUAUUUAUUUUCAUACACAGUGCUGGGAGAGUUAUGUCGGUCAACAGUUUUACAAAUUAUGCAUAACAGAUUUUAUCUCUGUGACAUUAAUUGUUUUAGCAAUCAAAAUACCUCGCAGGUAAAGCAUUAAAAAUUAGAUACUUAACUGUUAACCAAAAUUAAAUUUUUUUUGACUGAUUGUUAAACUGUUUUCCACUGGUUUACAACAAAAUUCACUCUGAGCUUUUUCUUCAUGCAUAUUUAAAAUUUAUAUGCUAUACUAUAAAGAACAGAAUUUGAUUUUCUUUUUCAUUAAGACAUGUGUCUCCAUUGUGAUUUAUAGAAGGGGAUCAAAUUGGUAUUAUAUUUGAUAUGUAAAAACCUAACUUGAAAGGUUAAUAUUGUGUCAUUCCAGAAUAAUACACCACCAUUUUCAACACAAAUUUUGGAUUGUAAAAAAAUUUGGUAGAUCCAAAUUCGACCUUCCACUGCAAGUGCUUGAUAUUGUGUAUUCGCAAACUGUGUGCUGGUAAAUAUUACAAACUAGAUUCAAUUUUGCAAAAGUAUGGGAUUAUUAUAAUUUUCUAUGUUUAUAGUGUGUGACAUUUUUGGCAUGAUACAUUUUAAUUUUUAAUUUUCAAAUGUGCUGUAAAUUUCAUAGAUACUAACUUUUGAGAAUGAUAGAUAAAAUUGUCAUUUGAGGUGGGAAAAAAUGUUGCUGCAAGCAGUAUUUUAACAAAAUCUCAGAACUGAGUCUAGUAAUUACUCUAUGAACACAACACAUGCUGUAGUCAUGAGUUUAAUCAGAAAUGAAAUGUUUAGGAUGUUACAUUUAAAAAGAAGCUAUUACCACCUUAAUGAUUUAGUAGUCACACCUACCAAAAAGCUGUUCGUUCACUUGAUAAUAAUGUCGUUAGCUUCUCUUUUAGCCGAUAAAUGAUUUUAUAUGUCAAUGGUUCUUUUGAGAGGUGAUCAAAUAUUAUUAGACUUAUGUAUAUGAAUUAGAUAUUUUAAAUACAAGAGAUACACCAGUGUUCUUUAAUCUUGUAUAAUUUAUAUUUCAACAGGAUGGGUAUGUUCUUUACACCAUUGCUGCCUGCUUUAACAUUUAUCAAAGUAUUUUACUUCUUUUUCUUAAAAAAGGUGAGUUUGUAUAUUUUGAUAUUUCUAUAUUUUGGUAAGAAUUUGUAUAUCUUGGUGAGAGUUUAUAUAUCUUUUCAAAGGAUGAUCAAUGUGCUGACAAUCAUUUGUUUCUUUUUUAAAAAACAUUAAUGAAUUUUGGAUUUCACAAUAUAUUUUACUAUUGAUAAACAAAAUGUUCCUGAUUUAGUUAAAUAUUAGUGAUACAUGUUAUUUUAUUUCAGAGGAAAACAAUUCUUUUUGAUAAGUUUCUUUUAUUUAUUUUUUUUUUCAGUUUGAACUUCUCUCUGUAGCUGAAGCUCCUCAGAUAGCAUACAGAGCAUCACGUUCUUAUUCAUUCUUUCAGACAGUUCUCUUGUUAUCAUUCAUCGUCAUCUCAUGUUUGUUAGGUUACAUGAUUGGAAAGUGAGAGUUUUUUUAAAAAUCAUUUUUAUAACUUACAACCAUUUAUAGCAACUGGUUACAUUUUGCCUUUAGCUUAUGUUCUUAAACUUUCAGUUUAAUCAUUUGAAGUCAGCCAUCAUUUAUAAUUACCUACUGUACCAAUUACGGUACCAAAUAAAUUUGCAAAAAACAAAAUGUCAUAGUUUCUAAGAAAAAAUUAUUUUUUUGAGGAGUCAUUUUGAGCAUUUAUUUAUAAUAUCUUAUCUUCUCCAGUUUACAUCCAUCCAUGAGUUGUGGCCCUUUCAGAAUUUACUCUAAACCCGAUUUUGUCAUGUUUGACGUCAUUACCAAUGAAAUUAAUUCUUGGCCCAGUGUGCCGCAAGGAAUCAUCAAGUAUUUUGGGACCAUUGGAUUUUAUGUUCCUGCUUUCAUAAUUGCCUUGUGAGUAAACAUGUUCUCUUUGAUUGAAACAAAUAAACAAUCUUUAAGCAAAUCUUAAUGACUGUUUUUGCUGCUCAGAAACGACUAAAGUUAACCAUCUUUUAACAUCUGUUAAAAUCAAUUUUAAAGUAAUAUUAAUUAAAGCUUUUUGUAUUAUAAAAUAUAUAAUAUAUUUUUUUGCCAUGAAAAAUUAAAUAAUUGUAAUUGGCCAGCAUGUAUUUCUAUUUAUUUUGUGUUCAGUUUCUUGAAUCUUGAUAAGUUUUGAAAGAUAAUUAUUUUUAUUUUUUUGUGUGGAAUGUUUAAAGGUUGUCAAUCUACUAUUAUCUGGCUGUUACAGCUGGUUAU
This is a messenger RNA of Lymnaea stagnalis (great pond snail), 6979 nucleotides long. NCBI's taxonomy places the organism in Eukaryota, Metazoa, Mollusca, Gastropoda, Lymnaeidae. The record is from the annotation of a GenBank genome assembly.